This is a messenger RNA of Betta splendens (Siamese fighting fish), 6445 nucleotides long. RefSeq names its product protein tyrosine phosphatase receptor type Z1a (gene ptprz1a). NCBI's taxonomy places the organism in Eukaryota, Metazoa, Chordata, Actinopteri, Anabantiformes, Osphronemidae. Gene Ontology annotation, biological process: peptidyl-tyrosine dephosphorylation. Gene Ontology annotation, molecular function: protein binding; protein tyrosine phosphatase activity. The coding region runs from base 304 to 5748 and encodes 1814 amino acids. The transcript is spliced from 30 exons. The record is from RefSeq and is a predicted model, not a curated record.
AGAAUUGGCAGCCAUGUGUGCGCGGAGGAAGCGAGGCCGGCGUCGCUGCGAGCUGUGGGCGGCGCACAGCUCCCGUCUGGCGGCUGCUGCUCAGUCAGUCAGUCGGUGCGGAGGAGAGCGGACGCACGGACGGAGCGGAGCGGAGCGGAGCGGCGCACCGUCACCCGGGGUACGACACCGAGACGAGCACGGAGCGGAGCGGCACGAGCGCAGCGGCAUGGAGCUGUGAGGCUGCGCGACCUGCCCCCCUCGCACGAGCGUCCGCUUUGCUGAUUUGCCCCAUCUGCGUGCGUUUUCCGCGACAUGGAGGCGACGGGCCGCUGGCUGCUGCCGGCCGCGCUCCUCAUUCUUUCCUUCCAGCAAGCUCACGGCUAUGCGUACAGGAAUCAGCGCAAGUUCUCUGAGGACAUCGACUGGUCGUACGCAGGAACCUUAAACCAAAACAACUGGGCCAAGAGGUUCCCCUCCUGCACCAACGCCAAGCAGUCCCCCAUCAACAUCGAGGAGAGCCUGACGCAGGUGAAGCUGCAGUACCAGAAGCUGAGGUUCGACGGCUGGGAGGCUCUGACGCGUGAAGGGACGACCAUCAAGAACGACGGCAAGACCGUGGCCGUGAACGUGGACGGAGACUUCUUCGUCAGCGGGGGCGGCCUGUGGUCCAAGUUCAAGGUCGGACGCAUCACCUUUCACUGGGGGCGCUGCAACGCGUCCUCUGACGGCUCUGAGCACAGCUUGGACGGAGUCAAGUACCCGCUAGAGAUGCAGAUCUACUGUUACGAGGAGCACGGCUUUGGCUCUUUGGACGAGGCCAUCAGGGCCGGAGGCAGAGUCGCAGCCCUCGCCGUUCUGUUUGAGACGAGCUCCGAGGAGAACGUCCACUACUCCGCCAUCAUAGACGCCGUCGGCAGCGUGAGCAGAUACGGGAAGAGUGCCGAGGUUCUGCCCUUCGCCCUGAGAGGCCUCCUCCCAAACAACACCGAGAAGUAUUUCAUCUACAACGGGUCUCUGACCACGCCGCCCUGCAGCGAGACCGUGGAGUGGCUGGUCUUCAAGAACACGGUGGCCAUCGCCGACCAACAGCUGGAGAUGUUCUGCGAGGUGAUGACGAUGCAGCAGGCCGGCUACGUGAUGCUGAUGGACUACCUGCAGAACAACUACAGGGAGCAGCAGGACCAGUUCAUGGGUCAGGUGUUCUCCUCCUACACCGGCGUGGAGGAGCUUCUCACACCAGUGUGCAGCUCCGAGCCCGAGAACAUCCAGGCCGUGCCCUACAACCUCAGCAGCCUGCUGGUGACGUGGGAGCGGCCGCGAGCCGUGUACGACGCCAGCAUCGAGAGGUACUGCGUCAGCUACCGGCCGGCGGAGGCGGAAGACUCCGCCCCCUCUGAAUACCUGACGGAUGGAGACCAGGACGUGGGGGCCAUUCUAGACGAGCUGCUGGCCAACACCAGCUACGUGGUGCAGGUGGUGGCGCUCUGCACCAACGGCCUCUACGGACGCGUGAGCGACGUGUUCAAGAUCUUCCUGCCCGUCGACGAGCCCGAAACUGUACUGGAUCUGGGUUCUGAGGAAUUUGACGACGAGGUCAACUAUGAACCUGAUCCCUCUUGGAAUGAAUCUGUCCGAACUGAAGAUUAUGAUCAUGCCUGGAUUCCUACCAGCUCACCAAAAACCACAACCUCUCCGACGCAUCGUUUACCUCUGCCUGGCAUCAGUACCACACCAGCAGAAUCGGGUCACAGAAGGACCAGCACGGACCCACUUCCCCCUCUCACAACCACCCAGCAGGAUGAAAUCCAGUCUAGAGAGACAGCACGCGGCAGUACCUCCAGCGAGCCACCAGGGGGCAGGAUGCCCCCAGAGGCCGAAGGCGGCGGUGCCUCCACAACAGCAGCCACCACCAGGGAAGCCGUCAGUUCCACUGCUCCUUCAUACUCCAGUACCACAACACCGCAAGUUCUGGGAGCUGUGGGUCCAGAUGUCGGCGCCAGCGCCUCCUCUUCAUUCAGCAGCUCAGAGACACAAGACGGGAGCAGUGUAUUUGCUCGUCCCAGCGACAUGAGCAGCACGACCGCGGCCUCGGCCGUCAUCCAGGCUGAAGCCGUGGACGCAGACGAGCUGCCAGAGGUCCGAGCUCGGACGCCACCGCCUCCGGCCUCGGGCGAAGCCGCCUCACGUGAGCCUCCGACCUCCGCGGCCGCUUUUUCAUCCAGCACAGCUUCUGUGGGGCUGAGUGGCGUCUUACUGCAGACCACGCAGCCUCUGCUGAACGGUGAGCGCCCCUCCGUCCCCCCCUCCUCCCCCUCCUCCUCCCCCCCUCUGUGUGACACCGCGGACCCUAACGCUGCCUGCCUGCAUGACCUUCCCUCCUCGUCUGGGCCCGUGCUGCCGGACUCUGAGCAUGUCGCUAGCAGCGGUCCAGCUUCUCCUUCGACCCCCACGCUCCCCCCCUCCGCCCCGCCUCACCCCCCUCACCCCCCUCAGCCCUCGCUCCCUGUGUCUGGUUGGGCGGCGCGCUCCAUCCUCCCCGGUGUUGGGUUCCAUGGUGGUGGUAGGGACGGGGACUUGUCUGGGUCGCCGUCCUCCUCGUGGGUCUCUUCAGGUGGUCCGUCUGCGUUUAGUGAAACCCCUCCCCUCCAAACGGUGCCGGAUCCGUCUGCCUCCGUCGGUGUCGACUCCUCCUGGGACCCGCUCCCGCUGACGGUCUCUCUGUCCAUCGACCCCACUCUCCGGUCUUCUGACUUUACGCUUGCUGGUUCCACGCCGGGCGCCUUCUCGGCCGGGUUCGGGGACCCGCGCUACGCCACGGGAAGCACCGUGGACUCCUUCCUCCCUGAGGUCAGUGGUGACGGGUUCCCGCUCGCUAGCGACGUGGACGCGCUCUGCGGCUGCUCUCUGGAGCCGUCGGCGUCCACGUCUUGGAUGCAGGUCUCUCCUCACGGCCCGCUGCCGUCUGCAGCCUGGGACUCUGCUACCGUGGCGCCUCCUGCCGGCGCCGGCUUCCCUUCGGCCGCUGCUGUCGGCAUAGACGCGCUUCUCCGGUCCUCCUCCGGUCCUGGUGGUCAGACUCUGCUCUCCGUCAGUGCUAUUUCCCCCUCCACGUCGGCUCCACGCUCUCUUCCUCCUGCAGCCCCCAGUGACCUGCCCGUAUCUGUUGCAGCCCCACACCCCUCGUUCUCGUGGGACGGGACCUCAGCGCUCGCGCCCACAGCCCCUCCCCCCCCGCCCACGUGGGCCCAGGCCUUAGACGCGAGCGGUGCCUCUGGCUCGGCCCUGUUCCCCGACCCACAGGAAGACGGAGAUCCGGAGUGGGACCGGGUCCAGUCCUCGGCGUACGAGGAGAGCACCCCCCCUCCUGUUUCAGUUUCUCCGUCCAGCGCCUCCGACCAGUCGGGCCAGAGCGCCGACGACUUGGACGAUCGCUCCUCUGCGUUUUAUUUUGAAAGCGAAAGCGGUAGCGCCGUCACCCCCGAGACAGAAGGCGCCGCAACGGCAGCGGUUCCCGUGGUGACCUCCGCUUCGCCCUGGUCCGUUCGGGAGGAGGAGAGCGGCUCGGGUCAGGGUGACGGCCUGUACGACAACGAGACGUCCUCUGACUUCAGUAUCUCCGAGAGCACGGACAGAGAGUCGGAGGAAGAGGAGCCCGUCGAAGAUGCCAGUAACAGCAGCCACGAGUCGAGAGUGGGCUCGAUGAGGGAGCAGGAGCGGAAGGCCGUGGUUCCUCUGGCCGUCAUCUCCACGCUGACCGUCGUGGGCAUGGUUGUGCUCAUCAGCAUCCUCGUCUACUGGAGGUUGUGUUUUCAGACGGCUCACUUCUACAUUGAUGACAGCUCGUCUCCCAGAGUCAUCGCUGCACCGUCUGCAGCUGCAUUAACAUGUGAUGAGCAGACGUCUUUUCCAGUGAAGGACUUUGUGAAACACGUGGCUGAGCUUCACAGCACGCAGGGCUUCCAGCGAGAGUUUGAGAUUCUGAAGGAGAGCUACGAGGAGGUGCAGACGUGCACAGUGGACAUGGAGAUGACCACGGACGGCUCCAACCAUCCCGACAACAAGGCCAAGAACCGAUACAGCAACAUCCUGGCCUAUGACCACACCCGGGUCCGACUCUGCCCUCAGGCCGAUAGAGACGGGACCACCUCGGAUUACAUCAACGCAAACUACGUGGAUGGUUUUAAGAAGACCAGGUCGUACAUUGCGGCUCAGGGUCCCCUGAGGUCGAGCACCGAGGACUUCUGGAGGAUGAUUUGGGAGCAGAAUGUCGGCGUCGUCGUCAUGAUCACCAACCUGAUGGAGAAAGGACGAAGGAAGUGUGAUCAGUACUGGCCGUCAGAGCUGCAGGAGGAGUACGGCAGCUUCCUGGUGACGGUGAGGAGCAGCCGAGAGCUCGCCUACUACACCCAGAGGAGCUUCAGCCUCAGGAACACCUGCAUCAAGAAGGGGUCCCAGAAGGGGCGCAGCAGCGAGCGCACGGUGAUGCACUACCAUUACACCCAGUGGCCCGACAUGGGCGUGCCGGAGUUGGCGCUGCCGCUGCUCAGCUUCGUUCGCAAGUCGUCCAGAGCCGGAGCGGCCGCCGCGGGGCCGGUGGUGGUGCACUGCAGCGCCGGCGUGGGCCGCACAGGGACCUACAUCGUCCUGGACAGCAUGCUGCGGCAGAUGAGCGGCGACGGCACCGUCGACAUCACGGGCUUCCUCAGGCACAUCCGCACGCAGAGGAACUACCUGGUGCAGACAGAGGAGCAGUACGUGUUCAUCCACGACGCCCUGGUGGAGGCCAUCCUGUCCGGAGACACCGAGGUGGCGGCCGCUCACCUGCACAGGUACGUGGAUGAGCUGCUGACGCCAGGGCCUGCUGGGAGGACGCGGCUGGACAAGCAGUUCAAGUUGGUGUGUCACACCGGGGUGCAGCAGUGCGACUACUCCGCAGCGCUGCAGGACUGCAACCGCAGCAAGAACAGGAGCUCCUCUGUGAUUCCCGUGGAGCGGUCACGCGUGCGUCUGUCUGCGCUGGCAGGAGAGACGUCCGACUACAUCAACGCCUCCUACGUCACGGGCUACAGGCACAAGAAUGAGUUCAUCAUCACCCAGAACCCUCUGCCGGGAACUGUCCAGGAUUUCUGGAGGAUGAUCUGGGACCACAACGCUCAGGUCAUCGUGUCCCUGCCAGGCGAAAUGGAGGAGGAACCAGAGCUGUGUGUCUUCUGGCCUCGCAAAGGGCAACCUAUCAGCUAUGAGAAUUUUACUGUCACUCAGAGGGGUGAGAACCAUGUUUGUCUGUCCAAUGAGGACAUGCUGGUGGUGCAGGAGUUCGUCCUGGAAGCCACACAGGACGACUACGUUCUGGAGGUGAAACGCUACCGAACGCCCCACUGGCCAAACCCAGACGGUCCCAUCAGCAACUCCUUUGAGCUCCUCAACCUGGUGAAAGAGGAGAUCGCUGCAAAGGACGGCCCCACCGUGGUCCACGAUGAUGUGGGCGGAGUCACAGCAGCAACGUUCUGUGCUUUACUGUCGCUGACUCGCCAGCUGGAGACAGAAGGUGCGGUUGAUGUUUUCCAAGUGGCCAAACUGACGAACCUCAUGAGACCAGGAGUCUUCAGCGACAUCGAGCAGUUCCAGUUCCUGUACAGAGCCAUGCUAAGUCUGAUCGGGACGCAGGAAGAUGAUACGACCCUCCGGUCCUGUGACAACGGCACCAUCAUGGCGGGAACGGCCAGCACCGCAGAGAGCCUUGAGUCCCUGGUUUAAAAAAGAACUUUACAAUUGAGCAACAGCAUUUUUCUCUCCUUCGGACACCAACAGAACUUCUGACGCCCGUCUCCGUACAGCUACGAGGUAAAAGUCCUGGUCACAGACUCUGGACGCGUCGGACGCCGUACGUCUGUUCUUCGUUGGAUCUGGACUCCCCUCACUUUUGUAAUUUGUGCCUUUUUGUAUUUUUAUUCCUGUACUCUUAACUUUGACACAAGCUGUAGACUAACUGUGCUGACACGUUUCACUUCACUAAUUUUUUCCUAACGUUUGUAUUUAUUGGCACUGAGCCAAAUGGGGACGGACGGGAAGCCUGCAUCUUUUUACAUCAAAUGAUAUUUUGUUAGCUCGUCUUUUAUAGAUUUUCUGCACUGAACUUUUCUCUGUAAAUGUCAUAGCAACAGUGUGUUAUUGAAGUCAAAUAUAAAAGGGCCUGGAAUAUUAUUAAUAAUAAUAAUCUAAUGUAAAUAAUAUUGCAGUAAUCACUUGAUGGACCAAAUUUCUAUUUAUACUUUUAGAUUUUUAUAUUACUUUUUUAGUGUUCAAAUGUUCUGAUUUAAUUUUACUUGCUUAACAUUAAUGCUUUUAUAUUCUGGGUUUUGUAACAUACUAAAUGUGAUGCAUGGGAUUCUGACGUUGCUCAUUUAGAAAUAUUGCUGGAUUAUUAGAUACAGGAUUAAAUGGGUAAAAGAAA